AUGACCUUCAGCAAACCUGGAGAGCACGUCAGGGUCGGCGCCUCCAUCACGGGCGCCUCCCUGCUUCUCCUGCCAGCUCCCAACAUGACCUCAGCUGUUAUUGUGCAGAUGUUUUCAGCCUGUUCAGAUAAGAUUUCCAGAUGUUUCCAGCGUUCUCCGAUAUCAGAAGAUGGGAAGACGGCGGAGGAUUUGGCUUCGGCCGAACAUCACGAGCACGUCGUGUCACUGCUGGGAAAACUUAAAAAGGACAACCACAAGCUGAGCUACAUCCAGCAGCUGCGGCCCACUCAGACGGUGCAGCCCCGGAUCAAACUCAAGCUCUUCGGACACUCGGGAGCCGGGAAGAGCACGCUGCUGGAGUCUCUGAAGUGCGGCAUCCUGCGCAGCUUCUUCAGGAGGAGGAGGACGCGCAUGACCAACGCGGCCCGGCACCCCAACUCGCCCGUCAACUCCAAACCUCCCGGUAGGUGACAGACAGGUGGAGUCGCGUCGUCACCGGCGCAGCGGUUAGCACCGCCCCCUCACAGCAAGAAGACCCUGAGUUUGUGCAGGUGCAGACAGGUGUGUGUCACCUGGUGACAGCUCUGAAAGGCUCCACCCCCUCCAA
This is a messenger RNA of Neolamprologus brichardi, 607 nucleotides long. The record is from RefSeq and is a predicted model, not a curated record. Lineage: Eukaryota; Metazoa; Chordata; Actinopteri; Cichliformes; Cichlidae.